This is a messenger RNA of Blastomyces gilchristii SLH14081, 5325 nucleotides long. RefSeq names its product amino acid permease. NCBI's taxonomy places the organism in Eukaryota, Fungi, Ascomycota, Eurotiomycetes, Onygenales, Ajellomycetaceae. The transcript has 10 exons. Bases 2120 to 3685 code for a protein of 521 amino acids. Gene Ontology annotation, molecular function: transmembrane transporter activity. The record is from RefSeq and is a predicted model, not a curated record. Gene Ontology annotation, biological process: transmembrane transport; amino acid transport. Gene Ontology annotation, cellular component: membrane.
CAAUGUUGAAAUAAGCUCUUCUCUUUCGGCCAUCGCCUAUUUAAAUUAGCACCGCCGCUACUGGACAGUAUGACGACCAAAAUAUUCAAAUUAUUUUUCACCAAGGAGACGGGAACCAUUAUCAUGGAAGUUCAAAAAUAUUUAGGCCGCUUUCGUUAUGUUCUGCAACAAAUUUUUAGUGCUAAUGUUGGUCUAGCCGACAUCAAAUGCACCCGGGGGCAGACAAGUGACUUGCAUAUGCAUGAACUCGCUGGAAUACGAGUUUUAUUUCCCAAAUCUUCGAAGACCAAGUUACCCAGAGGCUCAAAGUCAAAAUGUUUCGGUUCUUAAGAUAAAAUAAAAAUAAAAGAGGGGAAGGGAAAGGAAGAAUAUGAAAAGGAGAAAGACGAAUAAGAAUCCCCACUUGAAGCUGAUGAAGCUAUUCAUCCCAACAACCAUAAAUGGGAGAAGCGACGAUAUCAAUCGACUAUCUUUGACUAUUUUGCCUCAGCCGAGAACAGGAUUGGGCUUUGGGGAACCUGCCAAUUGCCCCAAGGCAUCACGCCGCCUUAGAGAAUGAGUCAAGGCCGAAUGGGAUUGAUCUUUUCUCUUUUGACCGCUAUUUCAAUCCCGCCAUCCUGGGGGCCUCUACCGCAUCCGUUGAUGUUAAAGAUUCGGGCUGACAUUAUAUUUUAAUUUUUUGGUGGAAAGCAGCCAAGACAUUCAUGGAGUGAGCUCUUUCAAUAAAAAGAAAAGGCGAAGAAAAGAUAAUCCGAGUCGACGAGUAGAAAAUGCACAUAAAUGUUCGCCCAUAACAAUUCCAGAAGAUGAUAUGCCACUUCUAUCUCCAGCAUGGAAGUUCCUCUCGGGGAUAAGCACGGAAUACCCCACUUUUAAACUUGAGAAUCCUGAAACUUAGUAGAACCCCCUGUGACGGUUGGAGAGAUUGAGACGCCCGAUUAUCAUUUCUGAAGAGCGAUUAUCGGUUCUCCUACUAAUGAAAGGUGGGACAUAAAAAGAAGCCGCGGUUCUUCGAAUGACGUCAAAUUCUCCGGCUCUUGCCUUGGCCAACGGCGCGCACCGUACGCGGACCGGACCGGACGCAAAUGGUAUUUUAGCACGAACAAUCAUCGAACGCGAGCUCCUAGCCCAAACACAGCCCACAGGUCAUGAUGCCUGACCAUUUGGCUUCGCCGAGGAUGCUCAAUCUAUCGCCGCCAGUCAAAAUUCUGGAACAGCGGUUGUUGGGGUACAAUCCCUCUUGAGCGCGGUGUUUCAUCCUAUAGAGAGAUGGCUGCGAGAAAUUUCUUCCUACACCUCGCGCUACUGAUCUUGGUGUGGCUAGUUAAUCGUUAGUAACUCAUGCCCUUUGUCUCGGCAGUUGAGUAACUAGUCAUGAUGAAUGAAAACUAUAAUGGCGGGGGAGCGUCGGGAGGGAGGAUUGGAGCCUUAACUUCCGCAGCUGUCGCAAUUUCCAAGCCUAACUAAACUCAUUCUCCUCGCAUUUCUAAACUCCCGCCGCGAGAGCUGAUCCUAAGGCUAAUUCUUCAGAAUCCCCCAUUGUGCACUAUCUUCGACCAUUGACAUCUGUGGGCAACCUCUAAUAUGACAUUCGCAAAAGAGCAAGGUUGAAGAUAUCAGGGUGGUGGGCAAAAUGCUUAGGCCACAAAAUUCUGUGCUCUCAGGGCCACCGCCCAACCAGUGGUCAAAAACCCGAGAAGGCCAUCAUCCCUGCCCCGCCAACAUUUGUUCUCCAAUCGCACGCCAGAGAGAAUUGCUUUUUCACAGCUACCAUGGACGACGGCUGCCCCGUUGGCGUAGCAUGUCAAGGGUUGAAUAAUAAUGAUACCGGUUCAUUCAGGGAUUUGGACACUGUCCAACCCAACCUCCUCCUCACCGGAUCUCACCACGCAUUGGGAUCUCUGCUGGCCCUUUGGAUCAUUUGAUGCCGAAAGCGGCUCCAUAUCCCUCCAAACAACCCGGCAUGGUCUUGAGUGGUGCUAGUUUCUCCCCUUAGCCAGGUCUGAUUGACGACAAGAGGUCUCUUGGAGGUCGAAGAGCGCAAUCAAACGGAAACAGUGGACCAGGAACGAGGGGCAACCAGCUACCUUCUAAAGGGUACCCAGGAGGUGGUUCGGCGAUGGCUACGAUACAAGACGAUGAUGAACGACUAUUGGCACGAAUAGGGUACAAACAAGAGCUGAGGAGAGAAUUCUCAAAAUGGUCUACAGUUUCAUACGCAAUCUCUAUCCUUGGAGUUCUCGGUUCUGUUCCCGCAACAUUCGGCCCCCCUUUAGCCGCGGGCGGCCCCGCGACUGCUGUAUGGUGCUGGUUUAUAGGAUCAUUCAUGGCAAUGUGUAUUGCUAGUUCAGUUGCUGAACUUGUCUCAGCAUACCCCACGGCGGGGGGUAUGUAUUUUGUGACAAAGCAUGUUGUGCCUCCAAAUCAAGUUGCUAUAUUUUCCUGGAUCCAAGGCUGGUGCAACUUGCUUGGACAGACUGCUGGUGUAUCUAGCGUUGCGUACACCGUAAGCCAAAUGCUACUGGCAUGCGCAAGCAUGAACUCUUCUCUAGAAGGAGGAGAAUACUCAUAUUCGCCGAAUGCCCAUCAAACUGUGCUCCUGUCCAUUGCAUUACUAUGCGUAAUGGGCACUGUGUGUUCUCUAAGUACCAAAAGUUUACACAAAAUUGUACUGUGGUUCGCUCCAGUCAACAUUAUUGCGUCAAUCGCUAUCUGCAUUGCGCUCUUAAUCCUCACGCCCGAUAAACAAUCCGCCAAGUGGGUAUUCACAAAUGUGACAGAUGGCUCCGGAUGGAAUUCCAAAACGUUUUCUUUUCUUUUGGGAUUUAUAUCCGUGGCUUGGACAAUGACCGAUUAUGACGGGACGACUCACAUGUCAGAAGAAACCCAUGACGCUGCCAUACGUGGCCCAAUCGCUAUUCAAUUAGCCAUCGUUGUAUCAGGAGUAUUUGGAUGGAUGUUGACCGUGACGAUGUGCUUCUGUUUAUCCGAUUUGGAUAAAAUAUUGGAUUCGCCCACUGGCCUGCCGGCUGCCCAGAUCUUUCUUAAUGCCGGUGGCCGAACAGGUGGGACAAUAAUGUUCUCAUUUUCUAUUCUUGUUCAGUUUUUCACAGGUUGCUCGGCCAUGCUUGCAGAUACCCGAAUGGCCUAUGCUUUCGCACGCGACGAUGCACUUCCUUUCUCAAAGUUUUUUGCGAAGGUAAACCCCUAUACAUUGACCCCUGUCAAUGCCGUCUGGUUUGUGGUCUUCUUUAGUAUUUGCCUCAAUUGCAUCGCCAUUGGAUCUACAGAGACGGCCACUGCUAUAUUCAAUAUCACAGCGCCUGCGCUUGAUUUGUCAUACAUUGCUGUCAUCCUAGCCCACCAAAUAUACAAAAAUCAAGUGCAGUUUAUCGAAGGACCGUUUACACUUGGGAAAUGGGGGACACCCUUGAAUAUCAUUUCUAUCGUCUGGGUUUUAUUCAUAAGCGUGGUCCUUUUCUUCCCGCCCACGAGGCCGAUCACGCCAAAGAACAUGAACUAUGCAAUAUGCGUGGCUGCAUUCAUAGCCCUAUUUGCACUCUCGUGGUGGUGGCUAUCUGCCAGGCGGAAAUACACGGGACCGCGUACGAAGGAUCUUCUCCAAGCAGUCGAAACUGAAGACCUCGACGUCCCCUACGGUACCACGGCUGGUUUUGAUGCCUGAAAAAUCCCACGACCUUCUGGGCAUAUCUUUCGCAUAUCCUCCAUUUUCUCCGAGUUUUUCAAUAUUCCUUUCUCUAAGUAACCAUGAGUUUUUAUGUUUUGGCUCUGCUCCUUUAGGGGUAUUAGCGGAACGGAUCUUUCCUAGCGUUGGUUCUGAUUGAUAUAGAAGAUUUUUGGAUUAAUUACAACAUCCGCUUAUCUAUUUCCUACAUACAAAGAAGACAAUCCCUUUGCGUCAGUUUUUCACUUAACGACACUAAGAAGUGCUACAAGGAUGCUGAUUUCUUUCCUAUCCCACUUGCGUACGCGGGUGAAGAGGGCUAGGGUAUAUGUCUCCAAAACGGCAUCAAGAUGGAACUGCUCGUACCGGCCAAUUUCUUUGAGCCUUUUGUUCCCUGCCACAUAGAGAAGGGAACUUGUCGGUGAUGGCCAUCUGGACUUACGUGAUUUCAUGAUUAGAUCACAGUCUAGAAGGACAAUUGAUUGGCUGUAGCGGGCAAAAAGUAGGGCAGAAGAUUGGGGUACGAGCGAAUUUAGAUCACCGGGACGUUUUAGAUCCGCCCACAUUGUCGUUCGGAAUAUCCACAAAUCCUGCUCUGGUCAUUUUUCUUCCGCCAAGUCCCCUCAACAUUCAAUGACAUAACUACCAUUCAAGAGAUUCCUCUAUUGGAAGGCAUCCUGCGCCUUACUUACGCCAAUUUCGACGGGAUGAGCACCAUUGAUCAUAUCUCAUUGCUGGCCAUAUUUUCGUUUUUGUUUCAAGUGCAGAAGUGAGCGUCUAGGAAAAGAGUUUCGACAUCAAGCAAGCUCAUGCAGGAAGCACUGGCUUGAUCUCCAUGGAAAAUACCAGGCUACAUCCGGUAUAUAUCAAAAGCUUACCAUCUGAACAGACGGUGAGUUUAUGCAAGCUCAGUAUGCACGGUUUUCUAAGACAUCUCGCCCAUUGGAUGGUGGACAUUCAGUUCCCUAUAUUAUAGCCGGGAUGCUUCCGGUGUCCCCUUCGAGAUGAUUACAUACGGCCGCAAUACCCAAUCUACGAUGGAGGGCGGGUGGUAAGGGAACUGGUGCACCUCUCUUAGCAACUACAAGCCCUGUUAAAAUAUGCGGACGAUUAUAUGCAAGCGGGUAAUUUGAAAGGCUGGUGAGUAGCUGCCAUAGACUAAACGAAGGUAUGCAGCGCUAAACUUCCCAAUGGUUGAAAACUAUCAACGGGUGUGAGCUUAGCUGGGGAAUCGAAAAAUUACGCUGGGUUAGUAGACUCACUUCUAAAUGCUAGAGUUUGUAAUGGAAGUGUGAUGGUGCAUCCUUCUGUUCGACAUGGGGAAGAAAACUAAAUGAAGAAGAAAUCUGUAUGCUCGGUGUCUUUAAGUGUUGCAUCAUGAGAACAUUUGUAACAGCGUGGAUAUGCCGGUGUUUAGGGGCCCUCCAGGAGAAAAAACCCGUCGGUUGACUGAGCUUGGGGCAUGGUGAGAUGGAGGGUGAAAGUGAUGCGAUAUUUCAUAUUGUCGCAUGGCAUAUGAGACAAAUCAAACUAGAGAGGGGAGAGUUAAUUCGCUGGACAGCCCUGAUAGUUCUUUCGGAGAAUAACUACUGUGGAAACAUUUCAAGCAUCUUACAGAUCAUGGGAGCUAAUGAUAAGCC